Molecule: messenger RNA, 1956 nt
Organism: Nicrophorus vespilloides
Lineage: Eukaryota; Metazoa; Arthropoda; Insecta; Coleoptera; Silphidae
Exons: 7
Coding region: 112-1917 (601 amino acids)
Molecular function (GO): oxidoreductase activity, acting on the aldehyde or oxo group of donors, NAD or NADP as acceptor
Source: RefSeq, a predicted model, not a curated record
UAUAUCUGCUUAACAAAAAAAAAAAAUAAAUAAAAAAAAAUUUAUCAAUGAUAAUGGGUGUGGAAUGCAUUUUAAUCUAAAGUUCCCAGUACAUGUUUUAUCAUUAGCGACAUGGAUAUUAACAGGAAGGCGUACUGCAAGAAAGUGAAGGAAGCACUGGCGACGAUGGAGUACGGAGAGAAAUCUUACUCGAUCAAGGAGGCUGAAGAAUUCCUGCUGAACUACGAGCCGCACAUGUUCAAAGUGUCCGAUCCGCCGGGCGAGCAAAACGAAUUCGAAAUCGUCGAUUUCGAACCGAGGGAACAUGAGGAAAUCGGAGACUUUCAUGGAUGGAAAUUCGAUGUGAUUAGAUUCGCGGAGGAAAUUAAAAAGUCGACCGAGCUGAUCGUCCAACUCGAGCUGCUGCUUCGCGACAUCCCGCCGAAGGACACCAGACAGAGUCUGUCCGUGAUGCAGGAUUUCCACUGCAAUUUCGGUUUCAGAAAGCAUCGUUUCCUGCAAAACAGCGGCGAAUUCUAUUUUCGCAAGCACGAUUCGCUCGUGAAUCUCGCGUUCCGCUUGGUCUGGCUUGGCAAUAAGAGCGUGAAGGUGCUGCUGGCAAAGGAAUGCGCCUACGUCUUCGACCUGCUUCUCGAUCUGGCGCUAAAGUCCGGAGCUACCGGAUGGAUAUUCGAUGUGGAAUUUUAUUACGGCGACGGCGACGACAGACGGCAGGACAAGGCGCCGAUGAUCGUCUUCAACAAUGCGGACAUCCUCUCCGCAUGUUACAGUUGCGUCGACGCGACUUGGGCGCAUCAGGGCUUGCUUCCUUGGUCCGUCGGCACCGUCCUCGUGCAGGACGAUGUCUUGGACGAGUUCACGAGGGAGCUGAAGCGGAUACUGACGAAGAUCAAGAUGGGCUUCGCGUACGAUUGCCAAGCGCAGGUGAACUUUCCGAUUUCGAUCAAGAAUUACCAGGGGAAAUUCAAGAAGUGCCUGAAGGAUGCACGCGAUCUCGGCAUAGAGGUGUUCGCGCCUGGUUCUCUGGGUGGCAGCUUCGCGCCGGCUCUGCUCAUCGGUGGUCGCGUCUACGGGAAUUCCGUCAUGCCCGAGCACAUGACGGACGGCGUUGAUGUUUCCACCAUACCGAUCUUGACCGUGCUGGGUUUCCGCGACGCGAAGGAAGCCGUCGCGCUCGCCAACAAUUGUCGCAACGAGGUGGCCAUCAGCGUUUGGACGGAGAAGAUCGGCCUCGCCAACGAAGUCGCCAUGCAAUUAGACUGCUCGACCGUUUGGGUGAAUUGCUUCAACAAACUGACGCCCGAGAUGCAAUGGCCUCUGAACCGCUGGGAAUACUUUCAGCCCAGAUCCGUGUGUUUAGAUUUCGCACUGAAUCUAUUUGCGAAGAAUCCCACCGACUGGCCCAAAUUGUCGUCCGUAGAACGGUGCCGACGAUUGUACAAAUUCGCCUCGGAUGGUAGCAAUAAAGGAUUCAAAUCGGAGAUAAUCGAGAGCGUAUUGAGGGCGUCGUCGAAAUGCGACGAUUUCGACUCGAUGAGCUCGGCGGCGAUAAGGCACGGCGGCAAGUACACGGUUUCAACGUACGCGGAGGCCGUCGGCGUCGUCGUCAUCCAUCUGCGACACGAGACCGAGGAUCUCAUCGAGGCUGCAAUGAACAUCAUCGCCCAAGGCAACCGGAUAAUUGUCGUUUACCAUUCGGACGUCGAUGACUCGCUGUUGCGCAAGUUCAGCGAAUUGAUGCCGAACAUCUUCAACAUUUGCAACGCCAGAAGCGACGUCGACAGCUGCAGUUUCGGUGAUCAGAUUGCCAUCAAGUACGAUAACGGCAGAGUCAUCUGGCAGAACAUCAACAAGAAACUGUACUUUUUGAAAACCAAAACCGUUUGGCAAAGUAUCGGCGAUACCUAUUGCUGCUAAUUCAAUCAUUAUUAUUAAAUAUUAUUACCAACUACAACU